AAAUACGGUCGGCUCGAGCUAAAUGCGCCACAGCGAGUUGUUGGACGACAUUGUCGAGAGAGAUCGUCGGUUUCACUGAGCUGUCGCUAUUAUUUUGAGAAAUAAAAAACAACACGAACCCAAAUUUCUGUUAUUUAACAUGGUUAAACUUGCGUUCAACUCCGCUCUCGGGCAGAAAGAUCCGAUAAAGGAGGAGAAAGAACAAGCUUUGAUCCCUCAAGAUGUGGAUGUAGAGGACGUCCUCCGUGUCAGACAGCAGUCCAGGGCCUGGUGCUGGUGCAUGCGUUUGGGCCUGGCUCUUAUCCUGUCUGGUGUGGUGAUGGGCGGAGCUUACCUGUACAGGUAUUACUUCAUUCAGGAGACGGUGUAUUUCUGUGGAGUGGACUACAUGGAGGAGAAUUACAAGAUACAAGACAGCCACGAGGAGGGCGAGUUUGAGCUGCCAACCUCAUCAAGAAGGAUUGAGGAGAGAGUGAGAGUUCUGGAGGACGAGGGAGUGGCUCUUAUUAACAUUCCAGUGCCCAAGUUCAGUGACAGCGACCCCGCCGACAUCGUCCAUGACUUCAACAGGAGGCUGACAGCUUAUCUGGAUCUGCGUCUGAACAAAUGCUACGUCAUUCCUCUCAACACUUCUGUUGUGAUGCCACCCAGAGACUUGCUGGAGCUGCUGGUGAACAUCAAGGCUGGAACAUACCUGCCACAGUCUUACCUGGUCCAUGAGCACAUGAUGGUGACUGGGAGGGUGGAGCACAUGGAACAGCUGGGUUACUUCAUCAACGGCCUGUGCAGAGGCAAAGACACCUUUAAACUGGAGCGCAGAGAGACCGUUUUUGGUAUCCAGAAGCGAGAGGCUCUUAACUGUCACAAGAUCCUGCAUUUUGAGAACAAGUAUGUGACGGAGACGCUGAUCUGUGAGCCGUAGGUGGAGAAGACGGCAGGGUAGCAAAAUAUAACCCCCUUUUGAUGAAUUCCACUCCCUUUUCUCUUCUGCCUUUAAACCUUUUUUUGUUUCUGUCCCGCGUGUGGAUGCAGAUCUCCGAUUUCUUUCUCUGUAUAGCAGCGAUCAAUAUAUCAGAGAGAGGACGUGAGCAAUAUUACGCGUAAAACUAUGUGUGUGUAGGUUAAUGUCUUGACCAGUUUCUCUCUUAGAAAUGAUUUUUUUCACAUUUGGGUUUCGGUUUAACAGGGAGUCUCGGAUAUAUAUAUAUAUAUAUAUGAUAAAUUCUACAUGAUUACUACUAAUGAUUUGACAUGGGAGAGGGAAAGACACGUACAGGAGAAACUAUCAACUGUAGAAGUGCACUAAAUGUGUAGCUUGCGUUUAAAACUGUGAACUUCUGACUCAGAGCUCAGAUUAUUAUUGUACUGGAAGAUAUAUUUGAAUAGAAAUUUGUGUUAUAUGGUCAUUAAUUACACAUGGGAACACAAGGAUAGAUUUGAUUUUUGCACUUUAGUUAAAUGACCAUUUUUGCUCGGCUGUAAGUUAGUACACUGCUCCAGUAUGUCCUCUAUUAAAGACUUUGAAUUUAUGAUAGCGUAAUGUGACUUUUUUUAGUUACUGUAGAUCUAAAAAAAAUCUCAAAUAUUCAAAUCAAAUCUAGACUUAUAAAAUAUGUAACUCUGGGGUCAUUAAGGUAGCUGUGUCAGGGUUGAAAAGAGAGUUUGUAAAGAUUGUCUAAAUUUCCAACAUCAGUUGGAUUUAUACUAUUAUGAACAUAACCCGAGAAAGAUUUCAUGUUAAAAUUGACAAUUAAUACAUUAAAAAUGGACCACUCAA
This is a messenger RNA of Triplophysa dalaica, 1777 nucleotides long. RefSeq names its product integral membrane protein 2Ba (gene itm2ba). Lineage: Eukaryota; Metazoa; Chordata; Actinopteri; Cypriniformes; Nemacheilidae. The transcript has 6 exons. Gene Ontology annotation, cellular component: plasma membrane; extracellular exosome; Golgi apparatus. Gene Ontology annotation, molecular function: amyloid-beta binding. Gene Ontology annotation, biological process: negative regulation of amyloid precursor protein biosynthetic process. Bases 140 to 922 code for a protein of 260 amino acids. The record is from RefSeq and is a predicted model, not a curated record.